AUGGUAGCCGGCAGCCACAGCGGGAAGCGCGUGCUCACUCUAGGACGCGCAGAUGCAGUGCAGUUGCAGCGACAGUUGCAGGUAGUGGAGCAGGUCGCAGAUGGCGCGAGGGUACCCAGUGGCGGCGCAGCCGCGGCGGCCACUGCGGGUGGCAGACGCCGCAGAGACGGUGCACCGUCACCGUCACCGGCAAUGACAGACAGUGGCGCGUCUAACACACGGCGUGAGGACAGCCAGCAGCGGCCGCAGCGUAGACAGGCGCCACCAGGUCGCAGCCGGGGAGCGCCCACGCACGAACGCCGCACGCAUAAUGCGCGCAUCGCCGCCGAUUGCACGAACAGUACCUGCUGCACUUCGCCCACUGUGAGCCCCACUCUAGUUAUACCGCCGUACCCGCUGCAGCGUGUACCUUCUGAAACAACUGUGGCACGCCCACUGCCACAUGAUCAAAAAAAUGCUUCGUGA
Messenger RNA from Schistocerca serialis cubense, 465 nucleotides. RefSeq lists its product as uncharacterized. The transcript is spliced from 2 exons. Lineage: Eukaryota; Metazoa; Arthropoda; Insecta; Orthoptera; Acrididae. The record is from RefSeq and is a predicted model, not a curated record. The coding region runs from base 1 to 465 and encodes 154 amino acids.